This is a messenger RNA of Chiloscyllium plagiosum (whitespotted bambooshark), 801 nucleotides long. NCBI's taxonomy places the organism in Eukaryota, Metazoa, Chordata, Chondrichthyes, Orectolobiformes, Hemiscylliidae. The record is from RefSeq and is a predicted model, not a curated record.
UAAGGAGAAUACAUCUCAGUUCUGUACUUAAUGCUGCUGCAAUGAUGAGUGGGCUCUCACUAUCAGCUCAGAUCCACUUAGUCCACGAUGGACAAUCUUCUGAAAACUCUGCUCAAAAUGGAUGAUAAUUUUGAACUGAUUAAUGUGGAAAUGGAUUCAGACAUCAGCUGGAGAGUUGAAGUAGAUGAACUGGAGACACGUCGAGUUCCAUCACCUCACGGUUUCUCGCCAGCAUCGCCUUUUGAAUCAUUCUAUCCCCCUGUCCUCUCGAAGGGGACAAGCAGUCCACUGGGAAACAAUCACUUUUUGCAAUCCUUUCCACAAGCCUGUACCAAUGAAGAGAAUUGUACAUCAGCCCGGAGGUCUCAGGGACUGUCGAAAAAGAUGUCAGGAAAACGCAGGAUGAAAGCGAGCGAGAGGGAGAAGCUGCGAAUGCGGAGGCUCGCUGGUGCUCUUCAUACUCUGAGGAGUUUUCUACCACCUGUCUACAGCCAGCGAGGUCAGACUCUCACCAAAAUCCAAACUCUGCAUUGUGCUAUCCGGUAUAUUUCUGAACUUUCCACUAUAUUGGCACAAGGAAGAUAUAAUGACUCUGUGCAUAGUAUUUAGAAUUACUUUGUUUAUGAGACAUCACUUAAAGGUGACAGGACUAGAAUUAAUGUUUUCUAUAAAUUUCAGUGGUUUAGGAAUUAGUGUAAUACUGGCUCCUUGUUUUUACUAUUUAAUAUUGGUGUAACUCAAUUGUUGCUGCAGUAUGUAUUUCUUUGUGUGUGUGUGUGUAUAUAUAUAUAUAUAUAAUUU